GGCAUCCAUCUCCGCCAUCUAGUAGCUACCUCGCAACGCGAACUUGCCUCCAUCGAUGCUCGUCCUGCUUCAAACUUGCUAUAUUUUUGUUGGUGUCGUAGGGAAAUAGACUUCUCCUACCACUCUGUUGGUUGCUGGGAACAAACAAAUAUGCCCCCAGUUUUCCUCGAAAUUCAAACAAUCCCCCCACGAUUCCCCCAAGAUGGACCCCAUCCUCACCCCAGCCUCCUGGAAAUACAAACACGAAGGCAAUGCAAACGUUGUCUUCACCUACACCGGCUCACAACCACCCCUAGAAGGCCAUGUCCUCCGCGUCCGCAAAAGCGAUGACACAUCGGAGACACCCAUGAGUCUUGGGGAUGAGCAGGGGUUCCAGGAGCGGGUGAUUGGGCCGCUUGUUGGGGGGGAUUAUGUCGCUAAGACUAGACUCGUGAAGGUCACCCCAGACUUCUUGCAAGCCCUAUCAACAGCCUUCGCGGCGUUACGACCGGAAGCGAGGCGGAACAGGGAUCUGGACCUCCGACAGGAGUUUGUGGCGUUGAUUCCGGAUCUGACUGUUGCGGGCACUGAUGGUCGUGAUGGUGGGGAGGCCAUCACUGUUGAGAUCAAGCCCAAAUGGGGCUUCCUCCCAACCUCCCCGAACAUCAACCCCGUCAAACUGCACACAUGCCGCUACUGCAUGCACCAGCACUACAAACAGCACAUACCGCCGAGCGAGUUCUGCCCUCUGGACCUGUACUCGGGCGAUCAACGGCGGGUUGCGAAGGCUGUGGAUGCGUUGGUUAGGUGUCCGCAGAAUAAUCUAAGGGUUUUUGUUGGGGGGGAAUGUGUUGGGGUCGACAGUGCGACUGCUAAAGCCGCGGUGGAAGCAUUAAUGCGUGCAUCCCAUUCGACCGACAUGACCCCAGCCGCUUUCCUCACAACCCUCCUAACCCCCAUAAUCACCUCCCAACCCCUCUUCCCGCGUCUCGCAACCCACCAAGCAGGUCUCGACUCCCUUGACAUUGAAGGGAUCAUCACGGUCUACAAUGCGCUACCAACAGAGUUGAAGGAGAUGAACCCGACGCUGGGGGAGUGGGAGGGGGUUGUGGCGGGGUAUUUGGGACAUGAUGUGGGAGCGGUGGAGGGGGUGGAGGAAAGUAGACAGCGGGUGUAUGAGUAUCUACUGUCUGCAACGUUAAAGGAUUGUUCGGUUAUGAUUACCGUUUGGGUUGAGGAGAACACUGAGGAUGAUGGUCACACAGCCCCAUCAAAAGAAAACGAAGGCACCAUAUCUGUCCCCACCUCCUCCUCGCAACCAAGAACCAUCCGCUACACCUUAGGUCUAGUCGACAUCGACCCAAAGAACAUCACAAAGGUGCCGGAGCAUUAUGCGAAGGAUCAGGAGAUUGUGAAGUGUUACGCGAGCGUAGGGGUUGAGAGGCGGUGUGGGUGACGGACGGUAAACGAUUGUGUGGGAGGGGUUUAGGCUGAGGUUGAGGGUGCCG
Molecule: messenger RNA, 1487 nt
Organism: Fimicolochytrium jonesii
Lineage: Eukaryota; Fungi; Chytridiomycota; Chytridiomycetes; Spizellomycetales; Powellomycetaceae
Product: inositol-pentakisphosphate 2-kinase
Exons: 8
Coding region: 203-1435 (410 amino acids)
Biological process (GO): inositol phosphate biosynthetic process
Cellular component (GO): nucleus
Molecular function (GO): ATP binding; inositol-1,3,4,5,6-pentakisphosphate 2-kinase activity
Source: RefSeq, a predicted model, not a curated record